AUGACUGAGGGCAUGGUGACACGCUCUCGGGCCUUAGACGAUCAGCUCUCGAACCUUACCGAGCUCGUGACUAAACAGGACGCCAAGAUGGAUGCCUUGAGCGUUACAGUGCAGCAACACGCCGAGACUUUUGAAAUGUUGCAGAAGUCCCUAGCUUCACAGCAGGCGGUCAUGGCUGACAUGAUGGUCAAGUUAGCUAGGAGUGACAAGGCUCCACCUUGUCCUACACCUCCGCAACCCCCUCUUUUGCCGCUACCCCCGGGUCCGGUGACAACCGCAAGCUCGCACACUGCACUGUUGGGACCACAGCCAACGGGACCAUCCAGGUUGCCGCGGCUAGAGAUCCCGCCAUUCUCAGGAGAGGACGUGACGGAGGGUCACCAUUGCUGCAUUCUAUAUGGCUGGACCGGCCCUACAAUGGUUCCAGUGGAUACACCUAACAAGGCAGAUGGCAUCGUGGGAGGAAUUCGCUCGCCAACUGGAGCUUCGGUUUGGGCCGUCCACUUUCAUCAACCACCAGCCCCAACUGUUCAAACUGAGGCAGCGGUCCACCGUGGGGAGGCGAUGUCGAGCGGAUUUGAGUGCCUCUCGUCUCGAACGACGAAGCUGUGCCCAGCAAGCUUGUUGAACUGCUUCCUUUCCGGCCUCCGAGAGGAUAUACAGAGGGAGUUAUACAUCCUGCGACCAAAUGAUCUCCACGAGGCGGUUGGCUUGGCCAAGUUGGUUGAGGAAAAAUGUAACGCGGGGAGACCCUCCAUCCCGUACAAUCGGCCCCAACCCCACAGACCACCCACCACGGCUGCAGGAGCCCGGCUACCCAACCUCCCAGUCAAGCGCCUUACCUCAACUGAGAUGGCAGCCCGCCGAGAAAAAGGGUUGUGCUUUAACUGCGACGCCAAAUUCGUCCCCGGGCACAAAUGUAGCCCUCCCCAAUUCCUAUGCCUUAUGGUAGACGUCGCCGAGGAGGAGCCGCCGGAUGAUUCCGUUCCCCAAGCUGUGUUAGACCCAGAAGACGAUGAGGGAACCCCAGUGACUGGGGGCGAGUCAUCUCCCUCGAUCUCCUUCGAUGCACUGACGGGGCAAGUCAUCCCGUCCACACUGAAGAUCGCCGGUUCGGUUAACGGUCGCGACGUCGUGGUUCUCAUCGAUGGAGGCUCCACGAACAACUUCAUCCAAGGCCGGCUCGCAGAACACCUGAGCCUCACCGUCCAACCCUCGCCGCAUCUCCGGGUGACUGUGGGGAACGGCGAGUCCGUAGGGUGCGGGGGACAGAGCCGCCAAGUCAGCUUGAAACUCGGGGCCACCGACUUUACCGUUGAUUUGUUGCUGCUACCAAUAUACGGCGCAGACCUAGUGCUAGGUGUGCAAUGGCUGUCAGGACUGGGUCCUGUUCUCUUCGAUUACCAUGAUCUGUGGAUGGAGUUCGAUCACCGAGGCAGCCGUAUCCGUUUGCAUGGAUUAUCUCACCCGACAUUAAAUUACAUCUCCCCAUCAGCCCUCGCCAAGACGGGCCACGUGCACCAGACGGCCCAGUACUGGCACCUCGAAGUCGACCACGCCGACUCGAGCGUUGAGCCCAAGGUGGGUCCCCAGGCACCGCGCGAGUUCGUCUCGUCCCUACGAGACAUCCUAUUGCAGUUUUCAGACAUUUUCUCCAGGCCGUCAGGGCUUCCCCCACCGCGGCCACUGGACCAUCGCAUCCCUUUGCUUCCGGGCAUGACCCCCAUCAAUGUCAAGCCGUAUCGUUACCCAUAUUUCCAGAAGGCGGAGAUCGAGAAGCUCGUCGGGGAGAUGAUCACGGAGGGGGUCAUUAGACCAAGUUCGAGUCUAUAUUCCGCCCCGGUCCUUCUCGUCAAGAAGGGCGACGGCAGCUGGCGAUUCUGCGUCGACUACCAUGCGUUAAACGCGGUUACCGUUAAAGACCGGUUUCCCAUUCCGACCGUGGAGGAGCUUUUCGAUGAGCUUGCCGGUGCACAAAUCUUCUCGAAGCUGGAUCUUCGCGCGGGGUUUCACCAAGUGCGCAUCCACCCACCAGACAUCGAAAAGACGGCGUUUAGGACCCAUGAAGGCCACUACGAGUUCCGAGUGAUGCCUUUCGGUCUAACCAACGCCCCGUCAACCUUCCAGGCGCUCAUGAAAUUGGUGUUCAAGGAUGUUUUGCGCCGGUUUGUAUUGGUCUUCUUCGACGACAUCCUCGUCUAUAGCCCGGAUUGGGGCAGCCACGUCAAACACCUACAAGCAGUCUUCACCCUCCUCUGUUCUCACCGACUAUUUGCUAAGCAGCAAAAGUGCGAGUUCGGCAGCAUUGAGAUCGGGUAUCUCGGUCACAGAGUCUCGGGACUAGGGGUUGCCGUUGAUCCCUCCAAAAUCGCGACCAUCCUAGAGUGGCCCUCGCCCAGGUCCGUGCGAGAGCUACGAGCCUUCUUGGGCCUUACCGGGUACUACCAGCACUUCAUUCGACACUAUGCCUCCCUCGCCGUGCCGCUUACCAACCUCCUUCGGAAAGAAGCCUUCGUUUGGUCCCCGGAAGCUUCCACCGCCUUCCAGAACUUGAAGGCCUCCUUGACUGAGACGCUGGUCCUACAGCUACCGGAUUUCUCUCACCCCUUCGAGGUUCAGACCGACGCGUCCGGUAGUGGGAUCGGAGCGGUGUUAGCCCAAAAGGGGCGGCCAAUCGCCUUCUUCAGCAAGCCCUUGAGCAGCAAACUCCGAGCUUCCUCCACGUAUAGCCGCGAGAUGUUCGCCAUCACCGAAUCUAUCAAGAAAUGGCGGCACUAUCUCCUUGGGCGGCGAUUCACUGUACUCACAGAUCACCAGAGCUUGAGGGCUCUCGUCCACCAAACCAUACAAACACCGGAGCAGCAACAUUGGCUCACCAAGUUGCUAGGCUACGACUUCGACAUCUUGUACAAGCCAGGAGCUUUGAAUGGUCCAGCAGACGCCCUCUCCCGCUUGCAUUCUCCAGCCAUUCAUGCUAUCAGCGCGUCCACCCGCCCCCUCACGGCGUUAUGGGAUGCCCUUCGGCAAAGCUACACAAGUCACCCUGCACUAACCAAACUCUUCCGUUCUGUGCAGGACCAUCCCGACAACCAUCCUCAUCACUCUAUCAAGGACGGCGUCCUCCUUUAUAAAGACCGUGCAUUGGUUCCUGCCGAAUCCGCACUCCAGCAGCUGCUCCUCGCGGAGUUCCAUAAUUCGGCCAUCGGAGGGCAUGCGGGCAUCCAGCGGACCUACGCCCGACUGGCGAGUGUGUUUUAUUGGCCAGAGCUCUGCCGCUCGGUCAAGGAAUUUGUCAAUCGUUGCACCGUCUGCCAAACCACCAAGCCGUUCAACAUCGCCCCUCAAGGCCUACUUCAACCGCUCCCCAUUCUGGGCAAAAUAUGGGACUCCCUGUCCCUCGACUUCAUCACCCAACUACCGCCAUCCUCCGGAAAAAACCACUAUCACGGUAGUCGUCGAUCGACUAUCCAAGAACGCCCAUUUCUCGGCCUACGGGUCCCGCGAGUUCAGACCCCUAAGUUGCUUCUAUCUUCGUCCGAGACAUCGUACGACUCCAUGGGUUCCCGACCUCCAUCGUAUCUGACCGAGACCCCAUCUUUAUGA
Molecule: messenger RNA, 3603 nt
Organism: Dioscorea cayenensis subsp. rotundata (Guinea yam)
Lineage: Eukaryota; Viridiplantae; Streptophyta; Magnoliopsida; Dioscoreales; Dioscoreaceae
Exons: 2
Coding region: 1-3603 (1200 amino acids)
Source: RefSeq, a predicted model, not a curated record